Molecule: messenger RNA, 529 nt
Organism: Labeo rohita (rohu)
Lineage: Eukaryota; Metazoa; Chordata; Actinopteri; Cypriniformes; Cyprinidae
Product: protein brawnin
Exons: 3
Coding region: 35-400 (121 amino acids)
Biological process (GO): mitochondrial respiratory chain complex III assembly
Cellular component (GO): mitochondrion
Source: RefSeq, a predicted model, not a curated record
CGUUGUGAUAUGAUUUGAGCGAUAGUCCACUGAAAUGUUGAAUUUUCUCGUUUUAGGAACAAAACCGGCGAAAGCAACAAAGACGAGACCAACAGCGAGAAAUCAAUUUGACAGUGGACCGUACCAAAGCACCAAUUCUAGGGGUGUGUUGAACACAGGAUGGACACAGACAUUUGUCAACCAGCUGAUUUUAAGGAUGCCAGCAGGUGUAUCGUGGCCAAGAUAUCUAAAGAUGUUUGGAGCCAGUGUAUUGUCAAUGUUUGCCGGCGCACAGGUUGUGCAUCAGUAUUACCGUCCUGAUUUAACCAUUCCAGAAGUUCCACCAAAACCUGGAGAACUGCGAACAGAACUUUUUGGCUUGAAAGAAAGAGAAACAGACUCAGCGACUCCGAAACAAUGACUCAUUGAUUUGUUUUCUGUAACUAAUGUGUAUAGAUACACAUUUAUGUGAUAAGAAAAUUUUUUUCAAAGCCUAAUUAAAAUGAUACAAAAUUAUUUUAUUCUGUGAAUAAAGCUAUUUAUACAAACA